Messenger RNA from Oldenlandia corymbosa var. corymbosa, 1771 nucleotides. The record is from the annotation of a GenBank genome assembly. NCBI's taxonomy places the organism in Eukaryota, Viridiplantae, Streptophyta, Magnoliopsida, Gentianales, Rubiaceae.
UUACUACUGCUCUCAAAAGAAGAUUUCCAAGUCUGGAAAGAAGAAAAGAACUCCCCUACCUUUCUUGUUCCCGCCCUUCGUCGUUUCGCGCCGCCGCCACCUCUCUGCCUCUCCGUCGUUUCUACUGGUAGCUCUUGCAUUCAUUGCCGUCGUUGCUUUUUCUCCACCAUCGAAGUCACCGCAAAAGCUGGCAACAGACAGAUUCUCUCCGAAAACUCAGGGGUGUUGUCUUCCAUAUAAAUAAGCCCAAAUUGGAGUAAAAUUCUGAUGGACUUCACGCCAUUCAAGCUGGACAUUGAUGAGUUAAUCAACGAGUUUGCGGAGUUUGGGUUCACUAAAUUAGCUGAAUUGAAGAAGAUAUGGGUGUCAAGAAAGUUCUCUUUCAUCUUUGAGGCUAGUCCUACCACAAACCAGGCUUGCUUCAUGCAGUCUCUCUUUGCCCACUCCAUUGGUAUGAUUUAUCAAAGUGCCUUUUUAUCCUUUCCUGCCAUCGCAUUGUUGUCCUCUGAUGUCUCUUAUUGAAUGUUGUGAGAUUACUUCACUUGCAACGUUGAGUUCUGUUUCAAAUAACCUGGGAAUAGCCUCUCAGGAUUGAUUGCUUUUGAUGUUUGGUUUGUCUCUAUGAUCAUGAGUGGUCUUAUCAGAUAUUAAUAGAUGGGGGUUCUGUUGAGUUUUAAGCAUAACCAUGCUUAAAUGCAUGGUGUUUCUCUUAAACUGACAAUCCUCUUAGAAGAAAAAUGAUAUAUCGUAGGACUUCUACUUAUUGGCUUGUUCUGUGUGUAGGUUACAUGGUAGCUGAAGGUUCAAUUUCACGUAGGCUGGGUGGACUUUAUUGCCUUUACUGCCUUUUCGAGACUCAACCAUUCAAGCCUCCAUUCAAGAUAUAUUUGUCUCUUGGAGAACUGAAGAGGCUCAAGAACCUUACUGUAGAUGCGAAACAACAAGAUAUAGGAGUUGUCUGCAGGUUGGUCAAACAUAUGCUGCAGAGGAACAUGUUCCUUUUUGGAUCUGUGGAUUCAAUAGAUGGUUCGACAGAGAAGUUAAAUGAACUGACAGCUGUGCAAAAUGCUCGUGUCCAAGUUGCCUACAAGAAGUUAUUUGCGAAUACUCAAAUUGAAGAUUUUAUCCACAUGGACUUGGGAAUUGAACUUGAUGUUGAUUUGCUCAAGCGAAAAUCAUCAAGUUAUGCAGCUGCAAAGGAACUUGCCAUCAGAGAGGCUGGUGAAGUGAUAGAUGUUGGAAAUAUUAAGCUCGCCACUGAGAACACACAGUUGAUCGGAGAUGUGGUGGAGAAGACUGCUGGAGAUUGGAACGCUGAGAAGGAGUUGUUCUAUAAGCAAACUGGUAUCAAUCAACCAUCAUCUGAGCAAGAAGGAAACCGACCUUCUAAGCAGCAAAAGCGUAAUGGCAACUCUAUUGAUGAUGGAGAUCUUAUGAGACAGGAAGGUUAUGAAAACAUCAAUGAGCAAGACGGCAAUGAGUGUAAUGAGGACUUUGACAUGGAACUGGAAGAAGCGCUUUUAUCCCUGCCAUUGGAAAAUGAAGAUGAAGAACCAAGAGACAUGAACUGAAUUCUAGAUAGGAAACUUUGUUAAGUAUAGGAAUUAACUCAUAGGGUACAGAAAAGAUGUAGUUUUGCAAGGACUUGAGAAGCAUGAGAAUAUGCUCAAGUACAGAUCAGACUGGGUCCAUCAUUUCUGAGUUUUACACUUACUCACAACCAUCUCUACACUUACAAAGGGGACUGAUUAUAACUUGAAACUUACAGUGC